AGACCUUCUCUUCAUCUCCCACGCCCCUUUGUUUUUUGUUUUUGGUCUCUCUCCCCGUCGCACCUGUGCGCAUAUUUUUCAUUGCCACAUCAUUUCCAACCCCUGCUCUUUUGUUUCCGUCUUCGACGCUACCUGGCAGAUUAGUAUCAUUCUGUGGUGUAUACGUGUUCCCCCCCCUACGCUCUUGCGCAACUACUCUUCUGUUCGAUAACUGUAGUCGAGUUCGCUCACGGUUUCAUUUACGCAUACGUAAUUCAAGAAGCUCUUUCCCCCUCCUCCCGCAACAAGCAGAAAUGGCCAAGGAAGGUUCCAAGACGAAGGAGGUGCCCGCGUGCCGCAUGGCGCUAUGUGUGGUGAUCGCCGUUGUGGAGUUCAUCGGUCUCUUCUUCAUGUGCAUCGGCUCCCCAUACGAUCAGGUCAAGAUCACCAGUGACAGCUGGGUGGUGCCGAAGGAUCUCUGCUACUCCGUCUGGGGUACGAAGCGCUGCAGCGGCUCCCACCCGCUGGCGUGGCACGAUGCGGCCUUCUACGCCCGCUGCGGCGUCUUCGAGGCGACUCUCAAGUCGGCCGCUGCCUUCAGCAUCAUCUCUCUCUUUGCCUUCGUCAUGGGCAUGACGGUGUCGCUUCUGCUGGCCUGCAAGUGCCUCGCCACGAAGAUCCCGGCGGUCCUGAUUCUUCUCUUUGGCGUCAUCACUAGCUCCGUUCCCUUCGCUGCGAUUGCCGGCCUCUACAACAACUCGCAGUGCAACGCGCGCUUCAGGGACAUCGGCGAGUACCAGCCCGGCUUCGCGUUCUUCGUCAUUUCCUGGUGCAUGGCGAUCAUUUCGUUCAUCUUGAUCUGCUUCGCAUAA
Messenger RNA from Leptomonas pyrrhocoris, 851 nucleotides. RefSeq names its product putative amastin-like surface protein. NCBI's taxonomy places the organism in Eukaryota, Euglenozoa, Kinetoplastea, Trypanosomatida, Trypanosomatidae. The transcript has a single exon. The record is from RefSeq and is a predicted model, not a curated record. Bases 294 to 851 code for a protein of 185 amino acids.